Messenger RNA from Sycon ciliatum, 2338 nucleotides. RefSeq lists its product as uncharacterized. The transcript has 3 exons. NCBI's taxonomy places the organism in Eukaryota, Metazoa, Porifera, Calcarea, Leucosolenida, Sycettidae. The record is from RefSeq and is a predicted model, not a curated record. Bases 63 to 1976 code for a protein of 637 amino acids.
CCUGAGCUAGGAAUGUGUAAAGAUAAGCCCUAUACCUUGUGUUUCCACUAGCAUAGUCAGCUAUGUUUGUGUUCCUCCUAGUCCUGGCUAUCUCUGGAGCGUAUCCUGCAGUAGCAAAUAUGUGCUUCGGAAGACACAUAAAGGGACACGAGCUUCUUUCAGGGCACAGUCCACCAGCAGUGAGAGUCUGGAGUCCAGCUCCUGACCGAAAAUUCAAAAAUGCCACAAUUUUAUUCUCGGGAUUUCGAUCCUGUAAUCUAUCUGUGGUGCGUCUGACAGUGGGACUUUCAAGGAACUGUACGAUCCGUGUAUUACGCCAUGUCUUCGGUCCAGGUACCACUAUGGACUUGAGGCCAUGGAACACUGUUAUCGAUGAUAGAGGCACUCUCAGAAAUCUGUUCCUCAGUGUAAAUGUCUCGACAGAACUACUUGCUAUAUCAACUUUAAUCAAACCAUCACCGUGGUGCCAGUACCUACCCUCACUGCCUGAUGAUAGGUACGCAAGCCUACUCCUAGAAGAUAUAAACGAAUGUAAAUCGCAAUUGCGUCUUUGUGCGGGACUCGCUCCGUCAUGCCAGAACGUCUUCGGCUCCUACAAAUGUGUACCUCUCCCCGCCUCUACCACACGUCCAAUCCAAAUAUCGACGCAAGCACAUGAAGGCUAUACGGACGCGACGAUGGCACCUACAUCAGAGCGAGAUGCAAUAGGUAUGACUGCAGAUCACGUGACCAGGAUACAAUCUGUAGCAACAUAUAGUUCCGAACAGCAAACCUCCGAUGGUGGCCAUCAAACUCCUAAUGCUGAACAUACUGCAUCCAGGCGAGCAGUCGCUAUUGCGCUAACUCUGACAUUUAUGUGCUUAGUGACUUCAUGUGUCAUUAUCUCAAGAUUAGUGAAGAGGAGUCCGAAGUCUCGUCCCUACAUUUGUAGAGCAAUGAAUCUACUCUCCACAUUGAGAAAUCGUUUGUUCGCAUCCCCCGAUUCAGAAUCAGCCCAUCCAGGCACUAUUGAAAUAUCGCACAUCGGUCCAGAGAUGCAUGAACCGUAUGCCGUGUCUUGCAAUGCAUACGAUGAGAUUAACAACGUAAGUCACAACCAUUGCCGUCAAUUCGCCCAGACUUACUCGUUACCAUUGAGCCCAUUAACGCGAUCACGUGAGAGGCAGGCCGAACAAUCAUUGAAUGGCGUUGCAACGUGUGAGACGGCUAUCGCUACACGUCACUACGAUAUUCCAUCAGCCCUCAGUCGACCCAUCUAUGCUGAUAUCGACACAAUGCAUGCGGAAAGAGUACAGCCAGGACUUGGGUUCAGAGUUCUCGCCUGCUCUCCCGAUCACGGAGAUGGAUUUCCUCGCUUGAGGGCGCAAUGCCUCUCCCAAAUGGUUCCAACGAAUGAAUUAAGAGACACACCAGCUGACCGCGAGCAUGCUAGCAUUCCGGCCGAGUCAGAAUUACACUAUAACACGCCACUAACACCCACUGGAACAUUCAUCUAUCGCAGUAUCGGUUCUGAGUGUUUCGACCACGUGAUUCCUGACUCGCGGCACGAUGCUAGGAAUGGGCACAUCGUGGAGGGGGAUGUUUCGACCAUGGCCCAUGGAAUGGUGGACCAAACAGCAGCUAGCAGCACAAGUAAACCAAGGUAUCAAAUUCCAACGGUCUGGAGCAUUUCAAAGGCAUCCCAGAAUACCACUAACCGACCGCGGAGUGCCUCUGCCAAUGAUAUAUCCGGUGCGGUCUACGCUACUGCUGAAGAAGCAUACACCAUCGUUGACAUACAUGUACCCGUCGCUCCACAGUCCCCACCACAGGCAUGCCCGCCUGACACUCACUCAGUCCGCCUGGAACCUGCCAGUGGUCUGUUACACACUCCCCAGCGAAGCUCGCGAGCAACAUCAGCAGUACCCCGUAACCAAAGUGCAGAUGGUUAUCUUGAACCCAGUGAUAUUCUCUCUACGUCUUUGCCACUCCUUUAACUAUAUAGGAUUACUGCACAAUUGCAUCUGUUUUAUCACUUGCACAGUUGUUGCAGCGCACUCUAUGUUUUACAUACCAUCUAACUAGUUAUCUGCGGACACCAGUCAUCUUACAUUGUAUAUUGACAAGCAUUUUGUAUAAUACAUACAUACACGUGUACCAGCUUUAUUUUGAAGUCUGUUUCAAGCAAUACGUGGCUGGGGUAGCCAAUGACCACUUUGCCUGGCGUUUGCAGGGUUUGUAUAGCCAACCACGGCUUACAUGCAUACUUAGAACUGCCUAGAGAGACCACGGGUCUAUGAACAUCAGGCAAAGUAAGAAUUAUACUACUAGCAGUAGAUGUCGUUUUUGUGUUCACAUA